This is a messenger RNA of Parasteatoda tepidariorum (common house spider), 7896 nucleotides long. NCBI's taxonomy places the organism in Eukaryota, Metazoa, Arthropoda, Arachnida, Araneae, Theridiidae. The record is from RefSeq and is a predicted model, not a curated record.
CCUAUUUUAAGUUUUUAUUGGCAAUGAGUUUUGUAUGUCAGGUACUGAACUGUGUUAUGUUUUGAUUUCGUGUAAAUAAAGUUUUAAAAAUCGGUUAUGCCAUGUGUACUUGUUUUUACAUACGUGAUGCUUGAAAAAUAUAGAGGUAGCUAUGAGUGACGAAAGGCAAAAGAAAAUUGAAACUGGAAAAUUGAAAAUGGCUGAAAAGUAAUAUAUCAAGGCAUUUAUGACAAAUAUAUAACCUAGUUUAUAUGUGCUCAUUGAUAAUAAAUUGAAGUUGUAUAAUUUAAGUGUAGGAUUCAUCAAGAAACAAUGUAUCAUACUUUAUGUUUAGCAUCUUUAAUUUUAUUGGCUAAAUUUCAAAAGAAACAAAGUGCUAAAAAUAAACGCUUGCCUAAAAGCACUGAUACAGAUAGUUCAUUUCAAUGUUCCAGUCUCAAAGAUGCUGAUGAUAAGUCUGAAGCUACUGAUAGCUCUUCCAACUCCAGUAUUAAUACUAUGAAAGAAAAAUCAGAAACUUCACUUGAAGCUGUGAUGGAUUCUAGUCCAAUUGAAGAAAGUGCCUUUCCUAUUGCUGAAGAUGUUAGUGAUGAUGGAGAUCCAUUGUUGCAUGCCAAACAAACGGCUCUAGUCUCUUGUUUAGAACAAAAACUCUCAAAAUAUCAAGAUGCCUGUAAUAAAAAAGAUGCAAUGAUAAAACAGCUUUCUCAUCAAUUGGCAUCUUCAGUUAGAGCAUCUGAAGCAGAAAGCUCAGAAACUGUAGAGAAAUUUAAAGAAGAAAUGAAUAUGCUUCAUUUACAGUUGAGCAAAACUACCAGUAUGAUUCAGAAGCAAAAUUCUAAGUCAAAUGGCAAAGAAACACUUCAGGGGCCAUUGUCUGAUCAAGUGCCAUGUUCUAGUGAAAUUGGUAUACAAGUGGAAACUCCAAAUACUAUCAAUUUAGAGAAUAACGUAAUCAAUCUUUCUAAGACUUUAACAUCAUCUGAUACGAAUGACAGUAUUUACAAAGAACAAUAUAAAACUCCCGGUGACGUCUUAUCUGUUUUAAAGAAAAUUGAUUCAUUGACUGCGAUUACAAAAUUAAUCGAAUCUGUUGCCGACAUAUCAGUCCAGAGUAUUAACGAGAGUAGCGAUUUUUCUCCCAGUAAAUUUCAGUCACUAUUUCUGAAACGUUUGAAUUCAGCGGAAAGUGAAGCUACACAAAUUGACAUUUCAGAAAGUGAAAGUCAGUUGUCAGAUAUAAACUAUGCUGAUGAACUGUUUUUUAAAGAUAACAGCCAGAGUCAUGUUGAAAAAAUGCACUGCCGCACUGUUCCUCAGAACUUGAAUCUUGUGACAGAUUUCUUGCAUGGUGAAAUGGAAAAUAUUAAUUCUAUACUUUCAUCACUAAGAGCAGGACCUCAAGGGGAUAUGCUUUUCUUUGACAAAUCCACGAGUUUUAAAUCAAUUUCAGAAACUGAAGAUUUGGGUGAUAAAUCAUUGAACAGCUUGAAUUUUCAUGAAGUUCUUCAACAGAAAUCAAAGCUAGAAGCAAAAAUAUUACAUUUACAGCAUCUGCAAAGUGGUCUUAAAGACAUAUCACUAGAAAAUAGAACAAUUGAAAAUGACAAUUUCACAAAUUCAGAUGAUAAUUUAAUUAUGGAGGAACCUCCUUUAUCCUGUGUCAGUCUUUUGUCCUUGACUGAUAGUGAAUAUCGAACUGAAUGCAUUACUACUGACUCAGAAGCAAACUUCAGCCGCAAAGUUUCUUUAGAUUCAUCUAGGCCUGCCUAUGACAGAGAUUAUUGUCCAAAGUGUGAUAAAUAUUUUGAACUUGUAAAAGAAAAGUAUGAUGACCAUCUUUGCUUGCUCAAAGAAUCGCUUGAAAACAAUUUAAAUCUAGAAAAGAAUGAAGCUGUAAAAAAGUUAGAAUUAGAAAUCGAUAAAAUAAAAAGUGAUAAAGAUAAUAUGCAAGAACAGAUGGCGAAGCAAAUUGAGCUGCUAUGCCAAGAGCAGGAAAUGAAAAUACAGCAAAUAAUUAAUGAAAAUCAGAAACAGUUGUCAGAAAUUCAGAAAUGCCAAGACGAGUGGUUAAUUGAAAAAGAACAACUUCUCUCUGAUAUCAAAGAAUACGAAAAAUUAUUAAGCGUAAAAGACAAAGAGCUUCAUGAAGCGUGGGAUGAAAAGAACAAUAUAGAGAUUUCUCUGCAAAAACAGAUAGCUGAUCUUGUUGAAGAGCAUCAAGAAGAUUUAGAGGCUAGACACUUAUCAACAUCAGAGCAAUUUUCACAAGAACGUAAGAAACUUGAACUGGAACAUCUAUCUGCAUUGAAUGAUUUAAAAAGGCUGCACGAAGAUACAACAGGGGAACUUAGGAUGUCCUGUGCCAAAGAGCUACACAUACUUAAAAAGUCUCAUGCCGAAGAACUGGAUGAACAUAAAAAGUCUCUUGCCAAAGAACUUAGUGAACUUCAAAAAGCUCAUGCCGAAGAGCUCGGUAAACUUCAAAAAGCUCAUGUCGAAGAGCUCGGUAAACUUCAAAAAGCUCAUGCCGAAGAGCUCGGUGAACUUCAAAAAGCUCAUGCCGAAGAGCUCGGUGAACUUCAAAAAGCUCAUGCUGCUGAGCUCGGUGAACUUCAAAAGUCUCAUGAUGAAAAGCUUGGAGAACUUACCAAAAAGAUUGAUGAAGUGAAAGUGUCCCAUGUUAAAGAGCUUGAGGAAUUUAAAAUGUCACAAGUCAAUGAACUUGAUGCACUUAAAAUGUCCCAUGCCAAAGAGCUUAAAGAAACUGAGAUGCGUCUUAGAAAAGAACAUUCUGAGUCCAUCAACUUCAUUGAAGCUAACCAUUCUGAGGAGUGUGUCACAUACCAGAAAAGAAUCGAAAAUCUCUUGGAAGAGAAGUGUGAACUUCUGAACAAAACUACUCAAGAAUACGAAGCUCUUUUGAAGAAGAAUCACAAAGCUCUAGUGAAGUUGUGCAACCAGUUGCGUACCAAAAUAGUUGUACAUAAGAAAAAGAUUCUUGAUGAUAGUUUUCAAUCUCUCAAUAGUGAGUUAGAUGUAAGUGUUGCUGAUACUUUAGAUGUGUUGAACAAAAGCAUUGAAAAUGGACUUGUGAAAUAUUUAGAGAGUAAUUAUUUUGCCCAAGAAAUAUUUGAAGAAACACAAUAUUUGGAAUUACAAUCACAACUAUAUGAGGAUGAUUUACCACGUAUAAUUGUACCAAACAAAAGAAAGGAAAAAAUACAAAAGAUUGAUGUAGCUAUUCAACAUGGUGGUCCUGCAGACGUUGAAAAAUUGUCAGCAUCAGAAGGUUCAUUGUCUAGUAUCUCUCUAGGUGUAGAAGAUAUUGAACUAAUACAUUCAAAAACAGCUGAACUUCAAAAAGAUUUCCAGAGAGACAUUGCUACAUACAUGGAAGUAAAUGAACAACUACGCAGUGAUUUAUUAUCUCAGCAAGAUCAUAAUCAAGAGCUUGAAAAACGAGUGAAAUGUCUAGAAUCAAAAAUUCAAGAAAAGGAUAAAGAGUUAAGUGAAAAAGAAUCGCAACUGCAUUCAAUGGAAAAUGGAUCAAUCAAGGGUGGCUUAGCAGGUUCCCAGCUUUCAUCUUCUGAUAUUAGGUCUUGGCAGGUUGAUGUUGCCCAGACAAACUCCAGGUUGCUGCACGUGCUGUCAGAUUUAGUAAAGACCUUCAUGGACAUCGAAAGUGACAUCAAUCGUCAUUUGUAUGAGCAUGGUUUAAUUCCAUCUCGUACUGGAACAUUAGGACACCAUGAUGAGGAAACUGGUCACAGUGUGGGUUCCAGAGAAGACUUUGCUUCCCUCAGUUUUGGUGAAUGUCCAAAUCUCGAGUUAGCAGAGGAUGGACCUGAUCUCACACCCAGAGCCUGGGACUUGUUUUCAGCUGUUGGAACCUACGAUCAUGAAAUGGAAGGAGAAGAUGUAGUUUUGGGUGCUAGCCGUAGGCUGAGGCAAGCAGUUGACCAUGUUUUGAACCUGUUAACUCGAGCUCUGGAUAACCAACAAAAUCAAGAUUUGAAGCUUUUACUGAAACGUAAUGAAGAGCUUUCUCAGGAGCUUCAGGAUGAAACGAAAAGUAGAGAUGAUCUGCAUCUUCAAUUAAUAGCUACUGAGGGUACUUUGCGUAAGUUAGAGAAUGAAAAACAAAAACUUCAAGAUACAAUGGCUGAUCUUACAGAGAAUAUUGACAUGCUGAAAAGGGAAGUGACCAUUGAAAGAAACAAGGUCACUUAUUUGACUCAAGAAAAAGAAGCUGCCAAUGAUGAAGUUCAAACCCUAAGGAAUCAAUGUGAACUAUUGGCCAGUAGAUUAGGAGAUCCAGAAAAAAUGAGCACAAAUAAAACAUUGCAAUCAGAAGUCAUCCAUGUGCAUGAGAAGCCAGAACUUUUGCACGAGAACUCAAAACUUUCUUCAGAGAAACAUAAUGUCCAGAUAAACCUCAGCAAAGAGCGCCAGUCAUUCCAAGACAGACUUCAGCAGAUGGAAAUGGCCAUUGAGGACUUGACCGCUGAGAAGGAAGAAAUUAUGGAGAGGAUGUGUAAAGAAAUCAGAGAUUUAAAAGCUGAAAUGGAGGCCAUGGAGAAGCAACUUCAAUCUAAUAAAAAGUUUAUUGAAGAACAAGCUCAAGAGAGAGAGCAAGAAAGAGAAGAUUAUCUAAAAGAAUUGAACAAAAUGCAAGAAACACUUCGAGAGAAGGAAAAAAUACAAAGUAAUGAAGCCAAAUUGAUGAAAGAGAUUGAAUCACUGGAGCAAUCUCUCCGCUCCAGAAUAGAGGACCACAAGAGCACGAUGCAGAAAAAAGAUGCUGUAGAAAAUGAAUUGCGUCAACAUGUUGAUAAAAUCCGUGAUCUACGAGACGUCAUUGAAGAACUUGAGAAGCAGCUUAACAUAAAAACUAAAAUGGAGAUGGAAUUACAGCGGAAGUUAUCCUCUUUGACCGAAACGGUGAAUGCUCAUGAAAGAAGAAAUUCCCUUUUGGAUGAUGAAUUGACUAUACCAAAAGAUGUCAUUACGGGUGAUGAGUCUACUGAACACUUUCAGAACCUCAAAGAUAAAUUAGCUUUCCAAAGCCAGGAAAUUGAAGAAAUGUCUCAGAAUCGAACAUUAUUGCAAGAAUUGAGGGGACAGAUUCAUUUCUUGGAAGCUAAGGUUGAACAAAGAGUGAAGCAAUUAGAAACAGCUUUCCUCAGCUCUGGCAGUCCAAUCUUGAGCUCUGAUGCUUCCCCCACAAGCUCUCAUGAGAGUGAGACGAUGCAUCUUCCUUGUGAAGACGGUUGGGAAAUGUCUCCCAGGUCAAUUCAUUGGUUGGAAGUUAGACGGUUGGAGGAGAAGUUCGGACGGUUGACACACAUUGAUGAAGAACUUAUAAAAAGGAACAAGGAAUUGGAAACAAAACUCAAAAAACUUCUACAUGCUCAUGAAGAAUGUGAGCUAGAAAACGGUACUCUCCAAGAAAAGCUAUCUGAUCAAAUGAUGCAAGUAUCCAUUUUAAAAUCUCACAUUGAGGAACAAAAACACAGACCUAUCACACCACUUAAAUCUCAUGCUUUGAGCAAACAGCUGGAAGAGCUCAAAGAAGCAUAUCAUUCUGCAUUAGAAAAAAUUGACCAAAUGACAUCUCUGCUUGAUGAAAGAUCUGAUGAAAUCCGGGCGCUAAACGAGGAAGUAGCUAAGGGCAAUUAUACACUUGCCUCAUUGCAGAAAACUAUGCAAACUACAAUCAAUGAAAAGGAAGAGAUUGACAAAAGCAAGAAGCAAAUUGAAAGUGAUUUAUCUUGCUUUAAAUAUCUUGUGCUUGAGAAAGAUGAGGAACUCAAGAAAAAUUCUGAUUUGGUUAAAAGGCUACAAGAUCAAGUUGAAGAACUCCAAAACCAAACAAACUCUUUAUCUGUAUUGCCAGAUAUUGAAAAAGAAAUGAUAAGCAAAAAUGGACUCAUUGAAAAUUUGCAGAAAGAAAAUGCUGAUUUAAAGGAAUUGAUUGAAAAUUCUAAAAAAGAAUUAGACUCUGAAAAAGAUCAGGUAGAAGUUCUUUUCGAACAAAUCGCCACCUUGUCCCAAGAAAAUAAAAAACUUGAAGAAGAUUUAGACAUUGUUCAUAGUAUGAUGCAACAGAAGGAGCGAGAACUGGCAACAUUACAUGAAGAAACAGAUCCUCAAAUAAAAUUGGAAGCAGAGUUAGAAUCUCUUGAAAAAGAAUUGGAAAGUCAAAAAUUCAUUGAAGAAGAUCUAAGGGCUGAAUUGCUAAAAAUGGAAUCAGAGUUAGAAGCUUCCAACAAUGUUCUGAAACAGGAGAGCGAACAAUGGAAAUCGCGGUUAAAAGACCUUGAAACAUCUCAUCAACUGGAAAUUGAAAAUCUAAAAAAUCAACUGGAAAUCUAUAAAAAGACUAUUUCUAGUGUGGCAUCUGAGGACAUUGAUUUGGCGUCUUUACGAAAUGAAAUUAUGGAAGCUACCAAAAUUAUAAGGUUCGAAAAUCCCAGUGAUAACAAAGACUACUCCAAUCUUGUUUACUCUGUUUUAAAAAAAGCUGUUGACAGCAAAUUAAUGCAAACACAAAAAGAACAUGAGGCUAAUGUGAGUAGUAUUCAUGAAAAUUGGCAGCAUAAGAUUGAAGAUGAAUAUGUCGACAAAAGUAAUGUAGAAUCUCUUCGUAAGAAGUACAAAAAAGAACUUCAUGAAAGAUUGAAAAAAGAGGCAGCAGACAAAGAUUCGUACUGGCAGUCUAGAUUAGAAGAACUUAAAAAUUCUCUAAAGGAAAGUUACGAUGAGCAACUUUCUAAGGAACUGAACUUUCUUCAGAGUAAAUUGAAGGAAAUAACCUCAGAAAAGACCCGUCUUGAGAUUCAGGUUCGAAAGUUGACUCAACAGGUCGAGAAACUCGUCGAAAGCCUUAAGAUUCAAAAAGAGAAGAUUCCUGCCCUGAAGGAGAAGUUCACCGAAAAGUAUGAAAGAGAGCUAAAAAUGUGUGAAGAAAACUCAAAAAAGAAGCUCGAACUUGAGGUCAAAUGUGCUCUAGAACAAGAAAAAGAAAGACACCAAGAAGAAAUUGCUGAACUGCAGAAAAUGUACGAAAAACGUUGGAGCAGUGAGAUGCAAAAAAUAAUGACCAAUCAAAUGGAAGAGCUUAAAAAGUUGAGCAAUAACAAGAAAAUUAACCUUCAAGCAGUUUACAAUCAGUUUUCCACUGAGUUCAAUGAACAGUUAAAGAAAGUUCAGAAUGAGUGUCUCUCGCAAAUGAAAGAGGAACGUCAGCGUUUUCAUGCAGAGCACAAAGAAGAUCUUCAAAAAAUCGAACUUGAUUUGCAAAAGCAGUUUGAAAAGGAAAAGAAAUCUCUCCUUCUUACCAAAGAGAAGGAAAUUGCAACUUUUUCUCAAGCAUUGAAAGAAAGGAUGGCAGAAAUAUCUAAAUUAAAGGCUUCACUUUUGAAUAAAGACAUUGAUAGUUGGGAAGAGGAAAAGACAAAUCUUGUAUCUGAGCACAAAAAGGAAAUUGAAGAUUUAAAGCAUAAAUACGAAAGAUUUGUCCAAAACCACAAUGCCGAGGUUAAAAAUAUGGAAGAGGCUUAUAACCAUCUUUUGGAAGAAGUUUAUGAGCUGUUAAAAAUUGCUAAACGUGCUGCAACAGGAAGUGUUCUCUCUGACUCUGGUUCAAAUAGGACUGCUACUCCAUCUUCCGAAAUAACUUCUUCCGACGAAGCUUGCAGCUCGUGCCGAGACGACAUGCUGAUUGGAAAUAAAAAUCUUUUAGCGGAUAAGAUUUACCAAGAAGGCAAGAGGAUCUUAAAUUUAGUUGAUUCAUCUGACCUAACCUCAGGAGUGGAAAAAGAAGCCUGCUUAUGGUUGGAAGAAAGAACUUAUGUUGAUGGAAAACUGAGACACUUAAUAAACAAAAUUUCU